AUGGCAACGGAAAUGCAGUCGUUCUACACCCCCUCCACCUCCACACAUAUCUCGUCGCAUGCGCCGGCUGCAGUGGAUGAGCUGAUCAACAAAUACUCCUCCACCAUGACGAACUCCCCUUGUUCGAGUCAUUUGUCCAUGAAGCAACCCCGGCGCAACAUCUUGCAGCGAUCUGUCGACCGUAUCCGGCUGGAAUACUACCGCUACGAGGUUACAUUUGGACUCUAUGUAAUGACGCCAGGGGAGAAGCUGGUGGCCAACACCUUCGUGAUGGUCGUCUUGUCCUUGCUGUUCUGGGCACUGCUGGUUUAUUUCCCCGCGUUGCUGUACCAGAAGCUCAGCCGUCUCGUAUGGCUGUUGACCGGACACAGCAGCGAGGAAAUGGGUGCAGCCUUGGGCAUCCUCGACUCGCACGUCAACUCGAUAUCCACGCCUUCCACCUAA
Messenger RNA from Aspergillus piperis CBS 112811, 444 nucleotides. Its product is annotated as serine palmitoyltransferase small subunit family protein. The record is from RefSeq and is a predicted model, not a curated record. NCBI's taxonomy places the organism in Eukaryota, Fungi, Ascomycota, Eurotiomycetes, Eurotiales, Aspergillaceae. The coding region runs from base 1 to 444 and encodes 147 amino acids. The transcript has a single exon.